Messenger RNA from Conger conger (European conger), 591 nucleotides. RefSeq names its product ETS domain-containing transcription factor ERF-like. Bases 1 to 591 code for a protein of 196 amino acids. Gene Ontology annotation, biological process: cell differentiation; regulation of transcription by RNA polymerase II. NCBI's taxonomy places the organism in Eukaryota, Metazoa, Chordata, Actinopteri, Anguilliformes, Congridae. The record is from RefSeq and is a predicted model, not a curated record. Gene Ontology annotation, molecular function: DNA-binding transcription factor activity, RNA polymerase II-specific; sequence-specific DNA binding. Gene Ontology annotation, cellular component: nucleus. The transcript has 4 exons.
AUGGGAUCAAUCUCCCCUUCUUACUGGAGCAGAGCGGUGGUGUUCCCUGACUGGGCCUACAGGCCGGCCUGGUCCCCGGGGCCCCGGCAGGUCCAGCUCUGGCACUUCCUGCUGGAGCUGCUGAGUCAGGGCGAGGGCGGGGCCAUCGGCUGGGGGGGCGAGUGGGGCGAGUUCAUCAUCCGGGACCCAGAGAGGCUGGCCCGUCUGUGGGGCGAGCGGAAGGGCAAGCCCCACAUGAACUACGACAAGCUGAGCCGCGCGCUGAGGUAUUACUACAACAAGAGGAUCCUCCACAAGACCAAGGGGAAGAGGUUCACCUACAAGUUCAACUUCAGCAAGCUGAUCCUGGUGAACUACCCGGCCUUUCCCCCCUGCCACGUGGCCCCACAGGCCCACGCCCUCCAGGGGCAGCUGCCCUAUCUCUCUGCCCCGCCCCCUCCAGGGAGCAGCCAAUCGGGGCCUGUGGGCCUGCACCUCCCCCCGGCUCUGAAUGGCUGGCCGGUCAACAUGGGGCGGAGCUUGAGCAGUUACCACACCUCUCCUCCGAUGGCCACAGAAGAGGGGGAUGAAAAAAGAACAGACGAGAAGUGA